AUGGAAUGCAACAUUUUGGAAGACGAUGCCUAUAAUAUUAGGACACCGAAAAUAAUAAAUAAAGAAAGUUCUACUGAAAAAAAUUAUUCCGAAGACGACAAAAAUACGUCUUGUUAUGUUAGUUAUUCGUCGGUAGGUGACGAUGGAUAUUUAGAUGUAGAAUAUGAAAAUAUUCAAAACCCCAAAGAUUCUCACACAUUUAAUUACAAUGACCGUAUAUAUAAUAAUAAAAAUAAUAAUAACUAUGUCCGUGAUAAAAAUAUAGCUAGUUAUAGUGACGGAAUUAACUACAAUACUAAUAUAAUGAGUGAUAGCAAUGUGAAUAAUAACAAUGGGACAAAUAAUUUUGUGAAUAAUCCGAAUAGUCAAGUUGAUUGCAAUUCUUUGAUGAAUUUUUAUUCGAAUGAAAAUGGAUGUUUAAAUAAUAAUGGUGAAUCAUGUGAUAUGAAUGUUUUAAAAAAUCAUAAAAAUUGCAUAGACAACAAUAAAAAUCAUGAUGAUUACAAAUGUGCAAGUUUAAAACAAUGGACCCCAGAUAAUAUUACAACAUCUAAUAAUAAUUUAAAUGCGCGUUCUAAAAAAAAUAACGAAAAAAAAAAUUCUGAAGGUCAUUUUUUUAGUGUAUUAACCAGAUUUAAAAAAAGCAUAAAAGAUAAUGUUAUUGGAAAAAAUAUAUGGAAUAACCCCAAUUCAGGUAUUAAGUAUACAGAUGAAGAUUGUUCAAAAUUAUGUGUGAAUUUCCAAGAAAAUAUUUCUGGAGUUAACGAAAAUGCUGGGGAAUAUAAUUCAUUAAAUGCUUCUAACAUUUCUGACGAAAAUAAAAAUGAAAAUUCAAUUUUGAAAAUUAAUCAAAAUGAUUUUAAUAAUUUAAAUAAAUCCAAUCAAAAUUAUUUAUAUAAUUCUAAUUCAAAUUUAGUUUUUUAUGAAACGAACAAGAACAAUAACAAAAUUAUAUCAAAUGAUUGUAAUAAUAAUAAUGAGUUGAGUCCUAAUAAAAAAAAAUUGUAUAAAAAAAUAAAUGAAUAUAAAAAAAAUAAUGAAUCCAAAUCCGAGCCUAAUAAUUUCAUUCAUUGUAGUAAUUUCAACAACUUGAUAGAGGAACAAAUUUACAAUAAUGUUGAUUAUAAUUAUAUUCUUAAAAAUAAAAGUGGAGAUAAUUUUGAAUCAAUUGACAUUCCUUUCUCUGAUGAGAAAAAUUAUUCCACUGGAAAAAAUGAUCCUAACUAUAUACGAAAAAAAAAAUAUAUAAAUAGCAAUACAGAUAUAUCACAAAACUAUAAAGAAUGCUAUCAAAAUCAUAGUGGUAAGGAUGAUUAUGAAGAAGAUCAAGAUAAUUCAAAUCAAAUGAGUGAUCGAAGUGGUUUUUUAAACAAAUAUUGUAAUGGGGAACUUAAUAGAAAAGUAAAUGAUGUUAAUUUAUUAAAAUUUUUGUUACACUAUAAGAAAAAUAAAGGAUCUAAAUCACAUGGAAUGGAAGAUAAAAUCAUUGAUAACUUAAUUAGUUAUAAAAAGAAAAAGCAAAAUAAUUCAUUAGAAAAAAAUUUAAUAAAUACAUGUUCUAAAUGUAUAGACGAAAUGCAAUUAUCAAGUUAUCCAUUUUUAUGUUUUGAAUGUCUUAUUAAACAAAUUAACAUGAGAAAACAAAAACAAAAAAAAAAAAAUAUUUGUGAACCCGAAUAUGUGAAUAAUGAUUUAAAAAAUAUUAAUACAUAUAUUUUUAAUUUUUUUAAACAAGUUGAUAAAUUAAAAUUGAAAUUCAAAAUGGAUGAUGAAGAAAUAGUAUUUAUGUUUAGUGAAUUAAGAAAAUGUAAUUUAUGGAAAUCAGAAAAAAAUAUGUGUAAAAUUUUUAUUAACAUUUUUAAAAAUAAUAUUGUUGAAAAUAAUGAUUUGCUUGAAAGCAAAUUUUUAAAAAAUUUUUUUAAAGAAAAUUAUGAAAAAUUUUUAAAUAAUACUGAUAAAGAACAAUUGGAGUAUAUUCUCAACAACGGGCAUAUUUCAUAUGAUAGUGAUUAUAAAACUAUAGUUCAUAAAUUUUCUAAAUUUAAUAAAAUCAAACAAGUAAAAAAAAUAUUUUGUAAUGAUGAUGAAGAAUAUAUAGAUACAGGUGUUGAUCAAUGCAAGGAAAACGAUUUUAAAGGAAAUGAAGAAAAUUUAAAUACAUCCAGUCAUAGUUAUCAAAAUUAUAACGAACAAAAAUGGAAAAAUACUAAAUAUAUUUUUAUUAAAUAUUUAAAAAAAGGAAAAAAUAUUUCACAUCAUAUAAUAAUAUGCAAUAAUAAUACAAUUUUAAAUAAAAAAAAACAAGUUAUUAAAUAUAUACAUAAAAUAAAAUAUAUUUGCAAAUAUUUUUUUAAAAUUGGAAAUCGCCAUUAUUAUAGUUCUAUUUUUACAAAUUCAUUAAAAUUAUUAAAAAAAAAUAAAAGUAAUGAUAUCUAUAUAUGUAAAUGGAAAUAUAGUUUAAAAAAUAUUAUCAAAGAAAAUAUAUUAAAUAUUAGUAAUAAUAAUAAUAAUAAUGAAAAAUAUGAGGAAUUUAUUUAUUCUAGUGAUAAAUAUUUUGAAAAUGAAGAUAUUUUUUUUAUUAAUAAUCUUAUUGGUAAACUAAUUAAUGAAAAUAAUCAAAUUAGAGCUUCAAAUAUUAUUUAUGAAAAUAUACCAAACAAAAGGAAAUAUUAUAACAAUGAAAUUUCCUCUCCUAAAUUUGAAAAGAAACGAUUUGUUAGUUUUGAUCAAAAUCUUAUAUUACAGCAUCCUAAUAAAAACACAAACGAUUUUAUUGAAAAUAGUUGUGAAAACAUUGACAAAAUGAAAUAUCCAAAUGAAGACAAUAAAAACAUUAGUGAUAAUAAAACUAGAAAUCUAUAUUAUUACGAAGAUAGUGAUACAGAUAAAAACAACAUAGAGGAAAACCAAACAGAAAAUGAUAUAAACAGUGAUAUUUUAAGCGAAAAUGAUAUAAAUAAAAAUUUUAGAAAUGAUAACGAAUCCUCAUGUGAUUAUAUAGAAUGUGAUGACUCAGCUUGUGAUUCUGAAGUCAGAAAAAAAAAACGUAAGGUAGGAAAACAUAAUAUAAAUAGUGAUUGUAAUGAUAUUAUUAUGGUAAACAGAAACUUAAAUAAAUAUUUAAACGAUAUAAAUAAUGGAAUGAAUAUAAAUAGAAACGAAAAUAUGAAUAACAUUAAUAUUGGAAACAAUGCAAAUUAUUGUAUAGAACGCCAUAAACAAAUAGAAAGUAUUAUUUGUCAAUUACCAAAUAUAAUAACUCAAAAAAUUAUACCUCCUCUUAGUAUGCCAUUAAAUAAAAAAUGGACAAAUUUAUUUUAUGAAUUAAGAAAUAAUGAUUUUGUAAAUAUACAAAAUAUAGAUUAUUACAAAUUAUUUAUGAUAACAAAAAGCAUAUCAGAUAUAUUUAUUAAUAGAAAUUCUGUUUUUGACAUUCAAAGUAUAAUUAAUUCGAAAGAUGUUUUUUCCGAAAAUACAAGACUUAAUAAUAAAAUUGGGAAUACUAUGAACACAUUAGGCAAUCGUAACAAUGUACAAAUAAAACACAAAAAAAAUAAUGAAAUUAUCGAAUUAUAUAUUCCUAAUUUUUGGAGAACUGCGAAAAGUGUAAAUGAAAUUAAAUCAAUUAGUACAGGAAAUUCUGAUGAUUUUUAUUUCAAAUUAUUAGUACAUCCUAGAGGAAAUUCAAAUGAAGAUAAUUAUAUAUCAAUUUAUUUAGAAGUAAUAAAACAAGAUUUUUAUCCACCAGAUUGGGUUUUUCCAAAUGUUCGAUUUCAAUUAACUGUUCAUAAUUUUAAAUCAAAAAAAAAUUCAAUUUCUUCAUGGGCUUAUUGGUCCUUUACAAACAAUUCAUUAUCUAGAGGGUGGCAAAAAAUGAUAAGCCAUUCGAAAAUAAAUAAAUCAUCCGGCUUUUUAGAUGACAAUGGUGGAUUAUUAAUUAAAGGAAAAGCAGAAAGGUCUUUUAAAAACUUAUGGUCUAAAUCUAUUCAAUACACACCUCAAUAUAUAUGGAGUUAUAUACCAGAAAAAUUGUUUGCGAAUUUUGAAAAUGAUAUGUUUCUUCAAUUCUUAUUUAAAAAAUAUUUUUUUGAAACUUGCUCAUGCCAAAAUACAAAUAAUAAUAAUAAUUAUUAUAAUAUUUUAAAUGACAAAAAUAUUUAUGAAAAUUCAAUAGAAGAAGAUGUUUUAGAAUAUAUUAAAAAUUACAUGUAUAAUAGAUAUGCAAUAGAUAUUUAUAAUUUUUCUCUAUUCUGGUCUCCAGAAUUUAUUAAGAAAUUUCUUGUAAAUGAUUCAAACAAAUUCGAAAAAUAUCAACACUCUUUUUAUACAAAUGUUAAACAUAUAAUUGAAAAUACAUUUUUGAAAACAGAUAAAGAAGUUGUAUAUCCUAAUAAUGAUCAAAAUUAUUACAUACAAGAUACACAAAACGAUCAAAUGGAAAAUUCGGAAAAUGAUAAAAACAAAUAUAAUAGUAUAAAUGUAUAUGACAAUUUAAUAAAACAAAAUAAUUUAAACGAUUUAAAAAUAAUUUCACGUGAUGAGUCACAAAAACGUGAAACAUUCUUAAAUAAUGAUUUAUAUAUAGAUGACAGAAAACAUAUAUUAUCUUUAACUAACUACAUUGUACCUAUUAUUGAAUCAUUUAAUGAUAAUGAUAAUUUAACUAUUUUAGUAAAUUGCUUAUAUAAUAUCGAAUUAUUUAGAAUUGUAAUUUUGAAAUAUAAUGCUAAUUUAUAUAAUAGACUUUUAAGAAAAUAUAUUAGGAAAAAAAAAACCGAAAAAAUAUUUAAAUUUAAUUAUAUUAUGGAUAAAUAUCAAAUAGAAGAAAACAAUUCAGCAUAUGAUAUUUUAUAUAGAAUAAAAGAAUAUAAUAAAAAAUCAAAAAAAAAUAUAUAUUUAUAUGAUCAUGAUGAAUUUAAAAAAACUAUUUUAUUUAAAUUAGAAUUAAUUUAUGAUAGGGUUCGUUAUUUUCUUGUAUAUUUAGACGAUAAAGUUAAAAACUUAAUUAACAUAAGUCUUCAUAAUAAUAUAUUUGUAGAUGGAAAUCCAAAAUACACUGACCAUACAUAUGCUUUUUUUAAUAUUGGAAAUAUUAUUAAUAUAAAUUCUAUAAAAAGUUAUAAAAUAGAGGAAUCAAAUAGCUAUAUUAUAGAUUUGAAUAAAUAUAUAGAAUAUAUUAAUAAAAUCAUUACUGUUUUAAAUAUUAAUAUUAAUCAUAUAAGUAAAAAGGGAUUCAGUAUAAAUUAUAUGUGUAAUGCUGAUAAAAUAAAAGUUUCUAUAUAUAAUAUAAAUAGUAAUAUUGAGGAAGUUAAUGUAAUUAUAGCAAAUAUUGAACACGCGGAUAAUGUCAGUUUAUUAAAAAAUCAAGACGGAAAUAUGGCUACAUUUACAAACAAUACAGAUAAUGUCAAAUCAGACAUGAAAAAUGGAGUUAAUCUUUCAGGUGAUAAUUCAAUAAAAUCAAAUGAAGUUCAAAGUAUAAAGAAAAAAAUUUUCGAAAAAAAUGAAAAAUAUAAUUUUAAAAGUUAUUUAAAAUUGAUUGAACCUAAUUUAAUUGAUGAUCCAAAUGAAUUAAAGAAUAUAUCUUAUCGAUAUAGUAACGAUAUGAAAUCAUUUAAUAUGUUUGAAUAUUUUAGAAAAAAUAAUAAAAAUGUUAUAAUAGCUUUACAAAGAAUUUUUAUAUGUAUGCAAAUGUAUUCCUUAGUUUUGUGCGCUAAAAAAGGAAAAGAAUUUUUUGACAAAAAUAUGUCAAGUAAUUUUGAUCAAUCAUUUUUUAAAGAAAAAGAAAAUUCAAAUGUUUUUUGUGAUUGUAAGAAAAAAUACUAUCAAAAUAAAUUUGACAUUUCAGAAAAUUAUAAAAAAAGAGAAAGUAAUAAUUUUUAUCCAAAUUGUCAAGAAUCUCUUCAAAAAAACUCAUUCACAUCUACAAUUGCCACAGCAGUUGAAGGGGGAAAAGGAAAUGCAAUUCCAAGCAACACAACGUUGGCAAAUGAUAUAAGAAAUGCUGAAGGGAAUACUUUAUUUUAUCAAAAUUAUAAUAAUGCAUAUAACAAUGAAAAUGAACCAAUUGUGAAAAAAUCAGAAAAUAACACUGUCCCAUGUGUGUGUGUGAAUAAUAUUCAAGAAGGAGAAAAACAUAUAAUGAUAAAUAAUGAAGAUGCUAUAUGUUUAAAUAAUAAAAAUAAUAUGGGUAACUGUAUUAAUUGCAGUGAAAAUAUGAAUGAACUUGACUUUUUUAAUUAUAAUAAUUCGAAAGAAUUAAAUGAUGAUAAUAUAAAAUAUUUUUCUAAUUUAGAAAUACAUAAAAAAAUGUGCCUAUAUUAUUACAAAAGUACACUUUUUUAUAAUAAUGUAUAUUCAGAAGAUAACCAAGAUAAUUAUAGUUUUAGUAGCAACAAAAAUAAUAAAUUAGCUAGUGUAGAUUCUACAGGAAAAAGUAGUUCUGAUGAGUUUUAUAAUUCUAAUAAUAUGACAUAUCCUACUUUAAAUAUAUAUAAUAAGGAGGAUAAUUAUUUAAAUUUAUUUAAGCCUUUAUUACCUAAUAUCAAACCUUUAUUAUUCAGUUUAAAUAAAAUAUUGUUUAAUCAUUAUAGAUGUAAUGAACCCAUGAAUACAAUACAUGAACAGCUAUUCAAUCAUAUUGUUUGUGAUAUAGCAAAGGAUAAAAUUAAGUUAAACAGAAAAAUUAAGGAAAUAAAAAAAAAAUAUAUACCAAACAAUGAAAAUUGUAAUUUAUGUAAAUGUAAUAAUUUCUCAAAACAAGAAAAUAAUAAAAUUGAUAACAAAAACUGUAACAAUAUGGAUUACCCACGAAAUUCGAAACAAUACAGAAAAGCGAAGAUAAAAAUAAAGCAUUUAAUUGAAGAUUUGGAAAAUAUAAGAGCAUUUGAAAAAAUAUGUUAUGAACUAUUUAAUUUAAAAAAUAAAUCUGAAACUGAAACAUAUAGCAGUGAUAUUAAUAAAUGUGAUAUGAUGAGUGAUUAUAAUGAAGGUCAACAUUUUAACAGUAAUAAUGAUAGUAAUAAUUACAAUAGUUUAAAAAAAUCCUUAAAAAAUAAACAAACAAAAAUAGGGGCAAAAAAUUCUACUGAUAUGAAUGAACCAAAAGCAGGAAAACAAAAUGAAAACGAUCAAAAUAUAUCAAGCCAAAAUAAAACAGAAAAAAGUCAAAAGGAAUAUAAUAAAACUCAAGAAUAUAACAUUUUCACACCAAACCAAGGUAAUGAACAUAAAAAUGGUAAUAAUAAUAUUGACAAUUCUAGUGAAAAUGUUGAAAAUAGUGGUAAUGGUGGAACAUCUGAGACUAUGAAUAAUAAUAAUAUUAACAAUAUUUCAUAUUUUAGAAAAGAAUCAGAUAAUAAUUACCUUAACAAAAAUAAAAAUAUUGAUGAUUUGAUUCGUAGUAUAAUUAACAAAAAAAAAAAAAGUUUUUAUAAAAAUUUUAUUACAUGCGAAAAAGAUAUAUAUAAAACUAUAGAAAAAUCAUCAUUUACUGAAAUUCCAUAUGUACUAUUUUUUUAUAUGAAUUGUUUUAAAAAUUUGAAAAGAGGAGAGUUAGUUGAUAUUCCUUUAUAUCUUGACAUUUAUGAAGACAAAGAAAAUGAUGAAGUAAUAAGUAACUGUAAAAAUGGAAAUAUACAAAAUUUUGUUCAUAACAAUUGCAAUAGUAGUAAAGAAGAUAAAGGAUUAUACUACUUUGGAAUAAAAAAAAACAUCAGAAAAAAAAGUCGAAAUGAUGAUUUUAACGAAGAAGACAUAAUUACUUAUCAUUUAUAUGCUCUUGUCAUUUCUGAAAAUAAAGAUAUUAACAAUAUGUCUAUGCCAAAUUACAAUAAGCUCAAUGAUUUAGAAUUAAAUACAAUCAAUGAUUUUAAUUUUAACUCAUAUUCAUAUUUAAUUUUAAGACCAUAUAUAAAAGGACCAUGGUAUAAGAUAUAUAAAAAUAGAAUAACAAAAUUAAUACAAAAAUGUGAAUUUAACGAAUGGAAAUGCCACAAAGAUUUUUAUUGUUCUUCAUGUAUAUAUAUAAGUGAAAGUUAUUAUGAUAAAAACAAUAAAUAUUUUUUAAAACAAUAUAAUAUUAAAGAUAUUAAUUUUCCAUUAUAUAUACAUACCUUAAAAGAAUUUGAUAUCGAAGAAAAGGAUAUAUACGAUUUUAAUAAAAAAUUAAAUACAAAUGUUAAUACUUUGUUACUUGAUAAAAAUUAUGAAAAAACAGAUGAUGAAUUAGUUUAUGAACUUAGAAAAAUGGAAAAUAUCACUUUUCCAAAACCAAUAAAUCCACAUAUUUCUAAUCAAAGUAAAACAAUAUUACAAAUUGGUAAUAAAUAUAGAAAUGAAUACAAAAAAUAUGAAACUAAUCCACAAAAUCAAAGUGAUCAUAUUUACUCUGAUCAUGAAACUGAACAAAGUUUUUCUCAAUCAAAUAAAAGCUAUAUUGAUAAUACAUAUAUAAAUAGAUCAUAUUAUUUUCCUUAUAUAAAAGAUGAACAAGAUUUAGUAAUGAAUUGUUUAAAUGUUCAUCAUAAAAUAAUGAUUAAUAUUAAAGAAGAAUUAUUUGAAGAUAUUAUAAAAAUUAAUAAUAAUAAUAAUUUAUGCUAUACUAGUUUUAAUGAUAAAAAAGCAGAAAUGGGAAUUGUUCUUAAUAAAAAUACUAGCAGAUUAAAAUAUAAUAGACAUUUUUAUGAUUUAAAAAAUAUCGUAAGAGCUUAUAAAAAAUUUGAAGAUAAUAAUGAUUAUAUUUCUAACUCACCAAACAGUAAUAUGGCAACUGAAUUAAAAAAAAUAAGUGAUAUUUCAAAAGGUUUUUUUUUAUCAGAUAAUGCAAUGUCAAUAUAUGAAACAUGUCAAAAAAAUUCUCAACCAUAUCAGAAACCAUCUGAAUUUUUUUAUUGUGCUAGAAAAGGAACAAGGGUUAUAAAAAAACAUCAAACAAAUGAGUUUAAAAUAAAAAAAUCUCCAAAUAGGGUAAUGGAUAUAAAUAAUGAAAAUAGAAACAAUAACAAUAGUGCUAUUAAUUAUAAAUUGAAUAUUAAAGAAAUGUCUAAAAAUGAGGAAACUAAUAAAAAUACUAAUAAAAUUUUUAAAUAUAAUUAUAACAAAAUUAAGAAAGUAUAUCGAAGAAGAUACAUAGAACGCCGAUACAAAAAUUCAUAUAUAAAUGAACGAAUGCCUUUUAGAAAUUCGAACGAAUAUUCAUGUAUUAAUAAAGAUAAAAUAAAAUAUCAAGGAAUAACUAUUUCAUAUGAUAUUCAAAAAUAUAGAAAUAAGUAUAACACAAAAAAAAAAUAUAGAAAAAUAAAUAAUGGAAUAGUAACAAAUUUAACUAGUGGCAAAUAUUUUACACAACUAGAGAGUUUAUUAAACAUAAAUAUACAAAGUAAAAAUUUCAACAAUCUUGAUAAGAAUGUUCGACUUUGUAUAAAUAAUCCAUUUAAUAUUGAACUGAAUAAUAUAUUUUAUAACUUUUUUAGGGAAAAAAUAAAUAUGAACAACAUUAAGAAAAACUAUUAUAAAAAUGAAGACAAAUUAGAAUUACAUAGAUAUUAUAUUAAAACAUGUUUAAAUAUGUUUAAAUCUUUUUUUCAUGAAUAUUUCUAUAUAAAUUUUACAAAUAGUAAUGAAUUAAAAAAGAAGAAAAAAAAUACAUACAAAAACUUUUGUAUUGCUUUAUCAGAUAUUUUUUUUAAUAAUUUAAGUUUUAAUGCAGAAGAGGAUUGUGAUAAUUUUGAUUAUAUACAAGGUGGAGUAGCAGUAUACGAAUUUUAUUCAGAUCGAUUUAAAAAAUUAAAAAUUUUGUUAAAAAAAAUAUUUAUGUAUUUAAAUAUUAUUUUCAGAAUAAUUAAAUAUAUACAAUUGAAAAAAUUACUAUUUAAUGAAAGCUUUGAUUUACACACUUGCAAAAUACAUGAUGUAUUUUUCUUUAACUUUUUAUAUUUUUUUUACAACAAAUACUCAAAAAAUUGUCAAGAAAAAUAUAUUAAAAAAUUAUGCACACGUUUUUCUGUGAAUAUCAAAGAAAUAAAUUCUACUAUUAAAAAUAAAAUAACUGCAUCAAAGGACCAUAAUUUUGAUUUUUUGGAUUUUUUUGAAAAUUUAUUUUUAGAAACAGGAGAAAAUAUUAAGAAAAAUGAACAAGUAGAAAAAAAAGAGAAAGGUGUGUCUACACAAUUUACUACACCAAAUUUAACUUUUAAAAAGCUUAAAAUAUUAAAUAGUGAACAAAAUAAUUUAAAAAAUCUAUUUUCCUUUUGUACAUGUAUUACAGAUGAUAAAAAAAAAAACAUGUUUUUUGAAACAGAGAAUCACAACAUCGAUUGUGUAUUUAGAUAUAUAUCAUUCAAUUUGCAUGAAGACAUAAAAUAUUUAAAAAAUAAAAAUAAAGAUUUUAACAAAAAAAUGAAUUAUAUAAAAAAUAAUCAAAAAGAAAAAAAUAUAAUAAAUUUAAACGAUAAUAAUCAUGUUAACAAUUAUAUAAACAACAUUUUAAAUUCAGAGAAUGAUAUGAAACCUAAACAAUUGGAAGUUUUUAUAUUAAAUUUAUUGAAUAAGAAAAAAAAAACAUGUAUUUUAUGCUAUUGUAUACGUAGAUAUUAUUUAAGAUUUUUAAAAAAAUUACAAAAAAAUAUAACUUUUGAUAUAUUAGAUAAACAAAUUAAUUAUAUCUUUGACAAUAACUAUUUAGGAGUAAUCGAUUUAUAUAAUAAAAAUAUUAUUGGCUCAAAUAAUAAUAUAUAUUCAAAUAAAAGAAGCCACUAUAAUAAUAAACAUCAACUUUGCAAUUGUUCAAGUAUUUUUAAUUAUAUAAAUCAGGAUGCAAUCGAAGCAUGUAUAACAUAUUUAUUACAAAUGUUAUGGAAACAUUAUGUAUGCGAUAUUUUAUCUAUUCCAAAUGAAUUAGAACAAUUUUAUGAUAAUUUAACAAAAAAAAAAAAAAAAAAAAAAAAUAAAAAUGCAAAAGAUGAUAAAGGGGCAAACUUUAUUAAAUAUCUCAAAGACGAAACAAAAAACAAUUCUACAAAUCAACACUUUUCUAAUAGUGAUAUUAACGAUUCUUUAGUUCAUAAUAAUGAAGAUACUCAUGAAAAAAAUUCCAACAAUAAUUUAUUACUUUCAAAUUUUCAGUUCAUUGAUAUUAAUGAUAUAAAGAAAAAAAUAUCUUCUUUGGAUAUUCCUCAAACUUCAAUUACUAUUGAAUCCGAAAACGGUGAUAAAACUAAUGCACUAACAACAAAAAUUCCUUCUCUCAACAAUGUCGGUGCAAAUAAAAAUUAUGAAAAUAAUAAAAAAAACUAUAUAAAAAAUAAUAAAUCUAGUAACAACCAAAAUUGUAGCAACUCAGAACAACACGAUAAAGAAACAAAAAAAUUCUACAUCAUAGACCUAAGCAUAUUAAAAGAAGAAGAAUUAAAUAAAUAUAAAAAAAAAUAUAAUAAUAGCAAACUUGAUUUGAAAGAAAUAUUAAAAAACAAAUUAGAAAAUAUAGAAUUGAAAAAAUUAUUACACCAUUUUAAUUUUACACAUAUUAAUGGAAAUUUAAUAAAUAAUUAUAUUAGUAAAAAAAAUAAACAACAUAUUAUAAUGUGUGAAACAUAUAAACCAUCUGAUAAGCAAUAUUUUGAUUUAACUGACUAUGACACAACUCCAGUAAAUCCUUUACAUGUUCAGGAAAAUAAAAAUUAUAUUAAAAAUUAUGAAAAAAGUGCUGAAGAAAUAAAAAAAUUGGAAAAUUUGCUUAUUACAGAAAGUAACAAACAUGGAAAAAAUGAAAACACUGGAAUUUCUAAUAAUAUUAAUGGUAAUGGAAAUAAAGGAAUAAACAAUGAAGUAACAAAAAAAGGAAAAAAAAACUCCAAAAAUGAACAAAGUGAUGAUAAAAAUAAGAAAAAAAUAAAAGGUUAUUUUGUAUUUCAUCAAAAAGAAGGACAAAAAAAUACUGAUAAAAUAUCUUCCAUAUUAGAAGAUAAAUUUGAAAGUAUUUUGAAAAAUGCAAAUUUUGAUGAAAAAUUUAUUUAUAAUUUUUAUCAGGGUCUACAAUUAUUAAAUGAUCAACUAUGUAAUAAAUCUACAGAACAAAAUUGUAUAAAUGAAAAUAAUAAUGUAUGCCACAGUUUAAUAAACAAAAAUAUGAUAACUAAAACAGUAAAUACAAUCAAUGAUAUAAUAAAAAAAUAUAAUAUAAAUGGAAUAAAGAGCAUUUUAAUAAAAAGCGGGUAUGAUUUACAUAAAUUUUACACAGGAAUAGAUUUAAUAUUUUUAUUUUUGUCAAAAAUAAAAGGAGUAAAUAUAAAUUUUAUGAACGAAAAUAAUUAUACAAAUAAUCAAAAUAUAUAUGAAAUUAUUCUAAAUAAAAUUAAAGAUAUAAAUUAUGAAAAAAUAAAAAGAGAAUAUCAAUGCCUAGAUUAUAUAUUACAAACAUUUGAAUAUAUAGAUGAAACAUAUAUAUAUAUAAAAUAUAAAGAUCUUUUUGAUUUCACCCAUUUUAUUUUUACAUUACAAAAUCUUGGCAUUGAUCAAAAUACAGAUAUAACAUAUGAUAUAUUUAACUUAUUUUUCGAUGUAUUAAAUAAUUUAUUUUGUUAUGGACUCGGAAUAGUAAAUAAUUUUAAUGAAAAUAAUAAAGAAAUAAUAAAAGUUAGCAGAUUAGAAGCAUUUUUUGACCAAGUACAUAAAUAUACAGGGUCUUUAUUAAUAAUAGAUAAAUCAUUUGCUCCAAAUAAUGAGUUAUAUACAUUUAUUCAAUAUAAUUCAUAUUUUUGGUAUAUUUUAUACAAACAAUAUGAUAUGUUCUUGUCAUAUUAUGAUCAGAAAAAUCACUGCCAAAUAUUUAAUGCUUUUCUUUUCCACUUUUUAAAUUAUGUUUUUAAUUUCCCUAUGGACAAUUUUUUUAAAAUAGAUAAUAAAUUAAGUAAUAAAAAUGAGUUAUUAGUUAAAAGUAUAUUUAAAAAAUGUUUAUUUUUAGAAAAUGAUAGAGACAUUUAUUUAUUUAAAAUCAUGUUUUCUUUUUUAUUACAAGAUCAAAAUCAUUUUUACAAUUAUUAUUAUAAUACUGAAAUAUCUCUAUUUAUUUUUAACGCAAUUAUAUCUUUAAAUAACUUUUAUUUUAAUAUGAAUAAGUCGCAUUUAUUUUCUUCAAAUUUUACAAAAUUAAACGAUUAUGAAUAUGAAUAUGAUAAAAACUCAGAAAAUUUAACUGAAUCCGUUUUGGCUGUUUCGAAAGAAAACAAAGAAUGUAUAGAAAAUUCCGAAGAGGAACAAUGUGUAGAUACAAAAAAAAAAACUCAAGAAAAAGUUAACACAUUUGAAAAUUAUGAAAAUAGUGGAGAUGAUGAAUGUGAGGAUGAAGAUGACGAACCCGUUAGUUACAACUUAGUAUACUUAUUAAAUAAUAUAGAAAAAAAUUUUGAAAGUUUGAAAUCUGUAAUAAAUUUUUAUUCGGCAAAUAAUACGAUAUAUUUUAAUAACACUAUAAGAAAUUUAAGUUUGAUAAUAAAUAGUGAUAACAAAAAUAAUAAUACAGUAAAAUAUCAAAGUCCUAAUAUUAUUAAUAAUAAUAAUAUGUAUUAUGCUUCAUAUAAUAAUCCUAUAAUUAACAUAAACCCUGAUUACAAUGAUUUAAUAACUAUCUAUUUAACAAGCUUAUAUAAUUAUAAUGAAAAUUUUAGAAACAUUAAUAAUUUAUUCUAUAUAUAUAGCAAUUUCUUUUACAAUUUUCAUAAUAUGUUUUUAUUUAUAAAUAAAAAAAAUGAUUUAUUUUAUUCCUUUUUCAAAAUCAGAUUUAAAAGACAUAACUCUAAAGAUAUGGAGGAUUUAAUUAUUAGCUUCGAUAAGUUAUGUAAUUCAAAUAAAACAGAAACAAAUUAUGAAAAAUUGAGAGGACAUAAUACAUUAGAAAAUAAGCCAAAUAAAAAAGGUGGAACUACAUAUAUAUAUCUAAAUAAUCAAAAUACUGAAAAAAAAAUUAAAAAUUAUGAAUAUGCUAUACACAAUUGUGUAAGUGAAUUUUUCUAUACAUAUGAUGAUAUUGUUUAUGAUAUGAAUGCAACUGGAAAUAUUUCAUAUUAUUUUAAGGAAGGUAAUGCAUAUUUAUAUUUUGAUAAUGAUAAAGACAUAGGAUAUCAUCAAGAAAGAGAAAAUCAUUUUUUUAAAAUUAAUGCCAUUGAAAGGGACAAAAUAGAUGAUAUAGAUAAAAGAGUUGAAAAAGUUUUGAAAUAUCAAAAAUAUAAUAAGCUUAAAAAUGAUUCAAUUGAUUUAAAUCCAAAUACUAAAGAUAUCUCGACUUUAUAUAAAAAUAAAAAUAAUAAUAACAAUAAUAAAAGAAAAAAAAAUGAAAAAAAUGAAAAUUAUUAUCAAGAAUCAGAAUUGGAAAAAGAUUUAAUGAAUAUACAAUUUAAAAAAAAUGAUGUUAUUGAAAAAUAUUUUCCUUAUUUUUUUUAUUUAAGCCCAUCAAUGUAUAAAAACAAUAUUUCAAGUACCUCUCUAAAUACAACUUACCCCUUAGACAAUAUACAAAAUUAUUCUAACCCAAUCGAUUCUUCUUCUAAUAUAAACUAUAUACAUUUUGGAGACAGAUCGAAUCAUAAUUAUGCUAGCAAUAAUAACGAAGAAAAUGAUAAUGAAAACAAUGUGAAAUAUAAUAAUUAUAUAAAUAGUAUUGAAUCUAAUAUUGGAAAAUAUGACAAAAUAAAUGUGAUUGAAAAUAUUGAGAUAACCAAUAAUAACGAACACAAAAUUGAGCAUAUGAAUGAUCACAAUUUAGAUAAUAGUCACAUUACUAAAAAGAACAAUUUUACUAAAAUUGGAAUUAAAACAAAUAAUUAUGUCCAUGGAGAUAUAUCAAAAAAAUAUUUUUACAUAUCAAUAUUAUUUAAUGUCGAUUUUUUUAAUGUAAGAGGAAUACAUAUAGAAAAUACAAUAAUAUCUGAUAGAACAUUUUUAGUAAGUAAAGUUAUAAAAGAUACAAAAGGGAGAUUAUUAACUGUUAAGGUAUUUCAUAUUUAUAACAUUUUUUCCAAAAUGAUUGAAUUAUAUUAUGCAAAUAUAGAAAGUAGUAAAAAAGAAGAAAGUAUUUUAAAUGAUUUUUAUUAUAAAUCAGAUGAAGAAUUUUAUUAUAAAAUGAAAAUGAAUCCAUCUUAUUUCUUUUUAUUAUAUGCUAUUAAAAAGGAUUAUGAUAAAAAAAAUAAAAAUAAAUUAAUUUUUAUGAAUGUUAAUUCCGAAUUGGAAGCUUAUAUUGAAGAUAAAAAAGAUAACCAUUAUAAAACAGAUCUAACUAUACUUUUAAUACCUAUAUCUCCUCAAACAAUAUUUGGCAAACCCAAUGCAAAUCUUAGUAUGUUUAAUGACAGUGAUUAUCCAUUAAUAACUUUUAAAUUUAUGACUGAAAUAUAUGAGCUUGUUUGUAUAGGAAUAAUUGUAUGUCAAUCAAAGCUGUUUCUUCAAGAUUACAUACUAAACUGGUUUAUACCAAAAGUUAAGGAGAGAAAACUUAUAAAAGAUGAUAUUGAUAUUAAAUUGGAUGAUAUAAAUGUUUAUGAAGAGUCUGAAUUAUACUGCUUGGAAAAAAUAAGAAAAUUUUCAUGUAGUAUAAAAAAAAUAUUAAAGAAGCAUAACGGUACAAUUGUUAUUCAAGUAAAUAAAUGUAUUAAUACAAACAAAAUUAAUAUAAAAUGUAUUGAACAUACAAAAUUAAAUAAAAAUUUUUAUUGUUCUAUUUGCAAAAGUAAUUAUAUAUGUGUGUGUCAUAAAAAUAAAAAACAAGAACUCAGGAGAAAAAUGAAUUAUUUAAAAUGUCAUGAUGUAUUAUAUAAAACAAUAAAAAAAAAAUAUAGUGAAAUAAUCAAUGAUAAUACAAAAUGUGAAGAUAAUGAAAUUGACACUCUUUCUGAUCAAUCCAAUCAUGAUGAAAUAAAUACUGUUAUUUCAAGUCAUAAUGAAAAAGAUAAAAUCAAAGAAGAAAUCAAUAUUCAACAAAAUAAAUUUGAAAAUAAAUUUCUUAUAAAUAAAGAUCAACAAUCAUUUUAUAAACUUUGUGAACAUCUUGAUAUAUUAAAUGAAUUAAAUCCGUAUGAACAUUCAUAUAGAUCGUCCAAUAGUUCAAUAUUAUGUAUAUCCAGUGACAGUAGUAUAUCAAACAUUUCUGAAGAUGACAAUAAAUGUUUGGAUGAAAUUGAAAAUACUUGUUCAUACUAUAUUAACAAUAUAUCAAAAAAAAAUAUUAUUGACAAUACAAUUAAUUAUGAUGUAUAUAAAUUUAACAACAUAAAGUCAAACAUGAAAAUCCCAUAUAAAGAGUCCCUAACUACUCCUAAUAAUGUAAACCCUUAUAAAAUAAAUUAUUUGCCACAUAUUAAUGAUAAAGAAAAAAAUUAUAUUGAAGAAAUUAUUUUACAAGAAUUUAACAAGUUGGGAAAAGAAGGCUCUCAAAAUAUUGAUAAUUCUUAUAAGCAAAAUAUUAAAAGUGUUAAUAAUGAAAAUAGUAAAGAAGAUAAUCAAAAUGAUCUUUCUCAGUUCCACGAUCAAACCGAAAAUGUUGAGGGAAAUUAUAAAAGCUGUAAACAUAACACCCCAAUAAAUGUGGAUGAAAUAUUUAAAGGCAAAGAUGUGGGUAAUAUCCCAAAUAUUAACAUGUCUAAAAAUAUUAACAAUGCAGAAACUGAACAAGAACAAAAAAACGCAUAUAUCAACGAUCCAGUUGUGCAAACAACAGAUCAAUUCAAUGCGGCUGAAAAAUCUCCAAAGAAUAAAAAAAAAAAGAAAAAGUAUGAAAAAUAUGACGAAGAAAAGGAAGAAAAGCAUAACGAAACGAAUAUUUUAACUCAAUCCAAUAGCGCCAAAUUAAACGAAAAUGUUAAAUCGAAAAGUGUUAGCAACCUUGUAAAGAAGGAUAACCUAAAAAUAACAACUAAUGAAAAUACAAGUGCAAAUAAAAAGAAAAACGAACAAGAAUCAAAGAAUAAUUAUGAAACCAAUAAUAAGGAUAAUGAUAUUAACGACAAAAAUGAUAAUAGCCCAAAAAGUAAUAAAAGUAAAAGUGGAGAUGGCAAUAAAAGUGGAAAAAAUAAUAAUGAAAGCGAUGAAAAUAGUGACAAUAAAAAGAAAAAUGAAGAUUGUAAUAAAAAAAGUAAAAAGAAUAAAAAAAACAAAAAUAAAAAUAAAAAAACAAAUGAAAGUGAAGAUAGUAAAGAUGGAAAAGUUAAUAACGACAUGAAUAAGACAAAUACAGAGGAAAAUAAUAAGCAAAAUUUCAAUGAUCUAAAUGAAAUUAUAAAUAAUUAUUUUUGUAAACCUGUUACAGAUUAUAUAAAAAAUUGUGAUAAAAUAGAAUUACUUGCAUCCUAUAUUUAUAAUGAAUUAAUUGAAAUAACAAAAAAAAAAAUAAAAAAAAAUGCAAUAAAAGUAGAAAAUAUUUCAAAUGAUGGAUAUUUAGCAAUUGGUGAAGAAUUUCUAAAUGUAAUGAAUAAAAUAAUUCUAAUUAUAAAUUUAAAAUUUAAUGAUGAUGGAGCAAUAAAAAAAUAUGACGAUUUAAAAAAUCAUGAUGACAAUAAUAACAAAACUAAAACUGAAGGGUAUGAUUAUCAAAAUGAGACAGAAAACAUAGAGUUUGAAAAAUAUAAUAUAUAUAAUAAUGAAAAUGUGAUAAAAUUUAUAAAUUUGUUGAAAAAAAAAAUAAUUUUCAAAAUUUUAUUCCCAGAUAUACCUAGUGAUAAAAAUAAAAAUAAAAAUAAAAAAAAUAUAAAAAAAAAAAAACAAGUCGAUGUUAAAUAUGUAUAUGAUGUAUUUAAAAGAGAUUGCACAUUUUAUGAUAAAAUAUUAAUAUUAAUACAACACAUAUUAGAUAUAAAUAUGAGGACAAACAUAUUCUUAUUUGUUUACUUAUUUGUGGGAAAAUAUUUAUCUUUUAUUGAUUUAGAUAUCAUUUUAAAUAUUAUGAUUAAUUAUAAUGAAUAUAUAUAUUAUAACAAAGUCAAUAUAGAAAAUUCACUUUUUAAUGAAAUGUCUAAUAACUUCAUAUAUGACAUAGAAUAUAAUAAUUCAGAAUUACAAAUAUUAUCAAAUUUUGAAACAAAAAAUAAAAACAUAAAACUGGAAUCAAAUAAAGAAUCUAUAACAGGAGAUGAACAUAAUACAUUUAAUGUAGAAAAAAAAAUGAAAAAGAAAAAUAGUGAUGAAGAUAAUGGACCAGAUGAUGAAUUAGUGGAUAUAAACAUAAGUAGAAUAAUUUAUUUUUUAAUCUUAAUUAGUAAUAAAAAAAUAAUUAAUGAACUAACUAAUGAAAAAAUUGUUUUUAAAGAAACUGGAAAUAAAUUAUACUUAGAAAUAAAUAAAAAAUAUUAUGAAAAUUUAAAUACUGAUUAUAUUAAAAUGAUAAAAGAAAGUUUUGUAAAAGAUUUAAAAGAAAAUUAUGUUAUAGAUUUAAAAUUUUUAGAAACAAUUACACUGAAUAAUAUAAUAAAUAAGGAAAACGAAUCAUAUACACAAUUGUAUGUUGCAAACAAUUUGAAUAAUUUAGAAAUUAAAAAUAUUUAUAAUAAUGCUAGUGAUUUAAACAAAAAUGUGGAUAUAGAUGAUAAUCGAAUCAAAUAUGAAAAUGAAGAAAACAAAAAAGAUAGAUUAUUAAAUUCUUAUGAAAAAAACAAUAUAUCAACAAUUACUGAUUCAGAUUUAUAUAAUGAAAAUACUUUAAAAAAAUAUAUGAUAAUAUAUAAUUAUAUUAAAUUUAAAUUAAGUUUUAAAAUAGCUAUAAAAAAAAUAAAUACACUAAAAGAUCAAGUUUCUUUUUAUUCACUAGUUUUUAGACAUUGUACUUCUAUAAUAAACACAUUACAUAAUAUUUAUGUUACAAAAAAUAAUCAGAAAAAAUUAUCAAUUCCAAAUAUUUCUAUAAAUUGUAAAAAUUUGUUUGAUGUUAAUAUUAAUGAUAUCAUUAAAUUAAAAGAAAUAUAUGAAAAAUAUGUUAAAUAUAAUAAUAAAAAAAAUAUUUUAAAAGAUUUAUACUUAAUCAAAGGAAUGGAUAAUAUAUUAUUAAUUAAUCCACAUAAUAAUGAAAAAACAGCUUUUAUUCUUGAUUUAUUUCUAAACUCAGAUUUAGGAAUUUCCUACAAAAAUAUUAUCAACAAUUUUAAUACCACAAAUGAUCAAAAUUUCGAUUCAAACAUUUUUAUAAAUUCUACAAAUCUUUUAAAUAGUAAUGCUAGAAAAUCACAUCUAAAAAUAACAGAAUCAAAUAUUAUGACAUAUAAUAAAGAAAAUAAAAUUAAUACAUCUAAAACUAGCAUGUCGAUUCCUGAGAAUAAUAUAAAUGAAAUCUAUUUAUUAUCAAAUAAUGAAAAUAUUCUAAAUGAUAAAAAACUUGGAAUCAAAAAUGUUAUUACGUCUACAAUGUAUGAUCAAACAAGUAUUAAUAAAAACGAAUCACAUUAUAAACAACUCAAUCCAUCAAAUUCUGGACGGAAUGCAUCUAUACCAUUAACAAAUUGUGGAAAAAAUAACAACAUUUUAAUUGAAGGAAAUAUUAAUGAUACAUCUAUAGAAUUAGAUGAAGUGCUAACAAAUGAAAUGAUUACAAAUCGAAAAAUGACUGGACAAUUAGAAAAUGGUAAAUAUAUGAAAAAAAAUAUUUUACCUUCUAUUAGUUAUAAAAGUGGAACAGAAAUUGUAACAACAAAAGGAGAUGAUAUAAAUUUAAAUAAUAUGAUAAAUGAUGAAUCAGUAUCAAACAAAUAUAUAAAAAAUAAGUUCAAAAGAAUAUAUAAUAAAGAUAUUCCAUAUAUAUGCAAUGAAGGAAAAACUUGGAUGGUUAUUUAUAAACCCGCAUAUUAUCAUUGCUCAGCAUAUACGUCCCAUAAUAGAUAUAAUUUUUUAGUAAAUAUUAAUAAGUAUAGCGAUUAUUUUUAUAAUAUAUUAGAAAAAAUAUGUAUAAAAUGUAAAAUAAAAACCAAAUUUAUGUGUGCUCCAUGCAAAGAAAUGGAAAAUAUUUGUAAUAAAUGUGAAAAUGUAAUAUCAAAAUUAUGCUCUAAAUGUAAUUUAUUAAUAAAAAAAAAUAGAGACGUAUUUAAAAUUAUUAAUAAUAUAUCAUUAAAUGAUGUUAUAUAUAGUGGACGAGUUGAAUCUUUUCAUUUAUUUAUGAUGAAAUCUUUCCCAAAUUUAGAAACUGUAAAAAAAUGGCAUAAAUUAGAAUGUGGAUUAUGUCAUAGAAUCGAUUUAGAAACAUCUGGAAGUUUAAUUAUUGCUAAAACAAAAGAUGCCAGAGAUUUCCUUUUUGAUCAAUUUAGAAAAAGAAAUGUAUAUAAAGAAUACAUCUUACUAUGUCAUGGUCGAAUUAAAAAGAAAAAAGGAUUUAUUAAUAAAUCAAUACAAACUCAUGAAUAUAACAACUUUCAUAGUAAAAGCCAUUUUAGUUUAGUAGUUAAAACUGGUGGAACAGAUGCUUAUACAGAAUAUAAUUGUGUUAAAAUAUAUAAAUUAAAAAGAAAUAUUCAAGAUAUCAUAAAAGAAGUAAUGGAUGGAAAAUAUAAUUGUAAUAGUACUAUAAAAAAAGAUAUAAACAAAGAAAUAUAUUGUAAUGAUUAUUAUAAAUUUCUAGAUGAAAAUAAAAAAAAUCUUAACAAAAUUGUGCAAAGAUGGGUUGCUACAGAACCAUCUAAUAAUCACAUUAAUAUUGAUAAUAAUAUAGAAAUGGAUGGGAAAUUUGUUUAUCCUUAUUAUUAUGGUCAAGAUGAUGAUAACUCAGAUUCUUUACAAACUACCAUAAAAAUUAUUGCAAACUAUAAUUCGGACUCUCAAUUAGUUGAAUAUCGAAAAAUAAAAAAAAAAAAACAAAGAAUUAAAUUUCAAAAAGAAAUACGAAAGCUUAUCAAAAACCGAGAAAAAAAUAAUCCAAAUACAGAUGUAAAACAAGACUACAUAAACUCAGAAAAUAUUUUUGACAUUUUUGAUACUGAUAAUGAAGAUGAUGAAAAUGAUGAAGAUAAUGAAAAAGAAGAAGAAUCAUGUUAUAAAAAUUUAUCAAAAAAAAAAAAAUUGUUACGAAAACUAAGUCUUUUAAAAUAUAAUAAUAAAAAAGAUAAAAUCAUUUAUGGUUAUACAUCCUCUAUAAAUAGAAAAGUUUGUCAUCAUUUAUGCUUUAGAUGUAAUUCAAUAUCUGACGAAUAUUUUUAUACUGAUCCUAAAGAUAUAGAAACAUAUACUAAAGAAUUUACUUUAUGUAAUGUUAAGAUACACACUGGCCGAACUCAUCAAAUCCGUGUGCAUAUGAGGCAUAUCGGCCAUCCAUUAGUUUCAGAUAAAAAAUAUUUAAAUUCAUCUUUGAGCAAUUUAGAUAAAUUUUGGUGUUUUAGAAUGUUUUUACAUUCCAUUAUUCUUGAAUUUAAUAAUCCAGAUUAUUAUUUUUAUAAUUUAAAUGAUGAUAUUUCAAAAAAAAGAACUAAAAAAAAUAUUCCUUCUAAUAAUAAUUCAUAUAAAAUACCAGAAAGAAGUGUUAAAGCGAUAUGUCCACUUGCUUGUGAUUUACAAACAGCACUUAACCAUGAAUUACAAAUUGUUGAUGUUUUAGAAGAUGAAAAUACAUAUAUUAAUAAAAUACUUAAAAUGAAUAUUAAUGAUAAAAGAAGUGAAGCUAUGAAAAAUGCCAAACCAAUUAUAGAAAUACACAAAAUGAAUAAUGUAAUAUUUGGAGCUGAUGAUAAUAGAAAUUUGUCAAUGGAACUUAUUAAAGAUAAACAACAAAAUCAACAACAAAGCGAAGAAAUCGAAACAGAUUUUAACAAAUCAAAAGACCUUAUACCUAAACAAGCAUACACAAAAGAUGAAUAUCAACCAUAUUAUGAAAAUAGUGAUGAAUAUGAACAUGAUCAAGAUUUUGAUACUUUUGAUGAUGAAGUGUUCAGAGAAAAUGAAGAGGAAGAAGAAGAAGAAAAUGAAAAUGAAAAUGAAGAGGAAGAAGAAGAAGAAAAUGAAAAUGAAAAUGAAAAUGAAAAUGAAGAGGAUGAAGAAGAUAAGAUCGACCAUAAAAAAUAUGCUGAACAAACUGAGAAAAAUAAAAAAGUGAAAAAUAUUAAAGAAAAUAUAUUUCUAGAUGUAAACAAAAACCAAACGAACAAACUACUAAAAUCUGAUAAAAAUAUAAAAGAAAAAAAAAUAACAAAAGUAUCUCCAGAAAAUACGCCAAUAAUUUCAACAAAUGAAAUAAAACUUGAACAAGAUAAUAAAAAUGAUAAAUUGGUAAAACGAUUUGAAAAUGAUGAUGAUAAUAGUCUUAAUGACGAAGAAAUACAUAAAUCACUUUAUUUAGAUGCAGUAGAUAUUCAUAAUAGUAAUAAUAAAAAAUACAUUUUGAAGGUAAAUCAUGAUAAUUUUUUCAAAAGUAGAAAUAAAUCAAAAGAAAAACACAAAAAUAGUAAUCCUGGAAAAAAAAAAGAAAAUAAUGAACAAGCAUGUAAAAAUAAUUAUAAUGAUAGUGAAAUAGAUGGAAAAACAGAUUUUAGUUUUUUAAUAAACGAAAUAAAAAUAGUUUUAGAAAACAUAAUAAUGAAUAGCAUUGCUUUUAAAAUAAUUUCUUAUCUAUUCAAAUUAAAAGAAGCAUUAUUCUGUAUAUUAAAUGUAUUUGGUAAAGAUAUAAAAAAAAAAAAACAAAAAAAAAAUAUUAUUAAAAUUAAUUUAAUAGAAUUGUUUAAAAAAAAUAAAGAAAAAAAAAUCUCAAACGAUUUUAUAUAUGAAAUAGCAUUAUGUAUUAGCCAUUUUUUUAAAAAUAAUAAUAUACACAUUAAAAAAAGAAAAGAAGAAUUUAUUAUAUAUACACAACAAAAAAAUAUUAAAAAUUUAAAUAAACAUAUAAAUAAUGUAACUAAUCCUGAACAACUCAACACUUCAUCACCCCAUAUACCAAACAUUAACAAAAAUAUUAUUAUAGAAAAAUUUUAUAAUAUUUUAUAUAAUAUGAAUUAUUUCCUAAAAGAAUACGGAAUCAAUACAAAUUCAAAUGUAAAAAAACAAAUAAUAGAUAAAAUUAAAAUCGUAUAUUUACAAAUUACUAAUGUCUUUGUUAUUAUUAUUAAAACAUUAAAUGGAAAAAUACACAUAAAUGAUCAUUUUGAAAUAAAUAAAACAACUCCUUUAAAUAAAAUCGAUCUAUUCUUCUUACUAUACAAAUUGUAUGAACAAAAAAAAAAUGAAUUAGAAAAUAAUAAGAAAAAGAAAAAAAAUUCAAAAAAAAAAUUCAAAAAUAAAAUAACUAAUGAACAAAAUGAAUUAAUGGAAGAAAUUAAAAAAAAUAUACUUAAAAUUUAUUACAUGAAUUAUAAUGAAAAUAUUUUCAAAAAAAAUAACAUAUAUUUUGAUUAUAAAAGACAAGACAUAUUAGAGGAAAUAAAUGUUGAAAAUAUAAACUAUGAUAAUAAAUCUAUAAAAGAAAAUGAAAUUAAUAUUAUUGGCGAAUAUUCCAAUUUUCAUAAUAAUCAAAUUGAUAUUAUAAAGAAUUAUAAUUUGAUGGAUAAAUCAAUAAACAUGACAAAUAUAAAUAAACAAUUAGAAUUAAAAAAAAAUAUAAUAUUUACUCCACCCAAUCAAGACAAAUGUAAUACAUUAUUACAUAUAUAUUCUUGUAACGAUAAUAAAAAUGAAAAUACAAAUGUUAAUAAUUCAAUCUUAAUCAAUCAAACUAACAACAAUAUAAAUACUGAUCAAAUAAAACUUGACAUAUAUGAUGCUACUAAAAUGAAUUAUCAAAGAAUGAGCGAAAGAUAUAAAACUAAUUUAAAAAUUCCACAAAUCAUGUUAAAUGAAAAUAAAGAAAAUAUAAAUACGAGAAGUAAUCCUUUAUUUGAGAGUCAAAAUAGUAAUAGUUGUAUUGACAUUGAUGAAAAUAACUUUAUGAAUAAUAAUAAUAACGGAAUUGGAAAUCGAAUUAAAAGUUAUUCUUAUAACAAUAUAGACAACAAUAUAUCACAAGCAUAUAUAAAUAGCACAAGACAAUCUAUAAAUAACAAUUACUAUAAAAUAGAAAAUAUUCAAAAUAAAUUCUUAGAUAUUGAUAAUGAAAAAAAUAUUAUAAAUAUAAAAAAUUUUGCUAAUAUAAAUGAAAAUAAAAAAUUAUUUAACAUUCCUAAUGAAAGCUUUGUAGAUGCAUAUACAAAAAGAAGUUCAAAUGAUAUGUUUAUAAAUAAAGGAAAUAAUACAAUUAUAAUGAAUACUGGAAAAGCCAAUAUGGUAAUAACGGGAAAUGAAACUAAUUCCUUGACAAAAAUACAAGAUAUGGAUUACAGAUUGAAUGAAAUGAAUAUAGAUGGAACUUCAAAUGUAGAAGAAAAUGUGUAUAAAAAUUUUGUCAAUGAAAUUGAAGAAAUAAAAAUAGAAACAAAAAAAUGUGAAGAAAAUUAUGAAAAAGAAAUGUUGGAAAUUAAAAAAAUUAAAAAUGAAAUAAAAUAUAUUAAAGAAAAUAAAACAAAUGAGGAAAUAUGUCAAAAAUUUGCAGAUAUAAAUAUAAAUAAUUUUACUGUUAUAUUAUUAAAUUCAUAUAAAAUAUAUGGCUUAAAUCUUUUUAUAAAACUAUUAGUAUAUGAUAAUAAUAUCCCUCAUUUUAAUGAAUUUAAAAAACAAGAUCAAACAAAUAUUGAAUUUUUUAUAAACAUAUCUAUUGAUAAAAUAUUUGAUCAUUUAUUAUUAAAUAAUACAAUUUCGAAUAUUAAUAUUAAAAAAUUAAAAGAAAAAUUUAUACAAGGGCAACCAGCUUUUGAAUCUAUUCGAAAUGAUGCAUGUAAACUAAUUGAAGAAAAUAUUAAAGAUCAAAAUUUUAUAUAUAUAUUCUGGAGGCAUGUAUAUAUACAUGAUAUAUAUGAAAGAAAACAAAUUAUUUAUGAUUUUCUAAUUAAGCUUAUAGAUAAAACUAUUGAAAAAUAUAUAAUUGUUGAAUAUAUAAAUAUAAGACGAAAUGAUAUAUAUGAACAAAUGUAUAACUUAUUAAAUAAAAAUAAAAAUGACACAAAUAAUAUAAAUCACAUUUCUUUUAAUCCACAAUAUAAUGAUACUAUAAAUUCAGAUCAAGUAUUGUCUCAUAACACUCUUAUUUAUAAUAAUAAUAAUAACAACAGUAAUAAUAAUAACAAUAGUAAUGAUAACAAUAGUAAUAAUAAUAAUAGUAAUAAUAAUAAUAGUAAUAAUAAUAGUAAUAAUAAUAGUAAUAGUAAUAAUAAUAAUAGUAAUAGUAAUAAUAAUAAUAGUAAUAAUAAUAGUAAUAAUAAUAGUAAUAAUAAUAGUAAUAAUAAUAAUAGUAAUAGUAAUAAUAAUAAUAGGAAUAAUAAUAAAUCGAAUAUAACCCCUCAUAAUAUAUUUCAAAAGCUUUCAGCACAUAACAUAAGAAUUGAUAGCAAUAAUUCAAAUGUUCUACAUAAUCUAAAUCUAAAAAACGUUAGAGAUGUUAAAUUAGAUGAACGAGAGCAAAUCCCAAAUUUUUAUUUUUCAAACGAAUUUAAUUUAGAAAAAAAAAACAAAGAAAAUAUGAUUUCUAGUAAUAAUAAAAUAAAUGAAAACAAUUUUUUUAUUAAAGGAAACUACAACCCUAACAUCAAUAAUCUCCUUUUUGAAAAUUAUAAUUUAGAUAAAAUAAAUAAUUAUUAUGAUUCAACAAAUGUUAAAGGAAGGAAUUAUCGUGAAUCUGUAGAUACUAAAGAUAUAAAUUAUCAUUCCAUGUCAUAUCAUAAUAUUAUUCAAGUUGAUAAAUCAUGUUCAAAUAUAUUUAACGAAAAUAGAGAUGAAACUCAAAAUAACAUAUAUAAUAAAACCCAUAGUAGUAGUAAUAAUAAUAAUAGAUUGGUGUAUGCUUCUAAAAAUAUAGAAGAUAUGACUAGAAGCAUAAGUAAUCAUAACUUUUUUGACAAAAAUAAAUUAAAAAAUAUCGAACCAUUUAACAAUACAACAAAUUCAAUAUAUCUAAAAAAUAAAUUUAGAAACGAAGCAAAUGGUAUACGAAUAAAUAACAAUUUAAAAACAAAUUCAUUUAGUGCAUAUAAUAUGAAUUAUUAUAUUCAUAAUAAUCAACAAAAUGAAGAAAAACAUAAUAUUAUGAAUAAUAAUAAAAAUAUAGAUCCUAAUUCAAAUUUUAUCAAAUCCAAUUAUAUAAAUGAUGAAAACAUUGAACCCAUACAUCAUUAUUUAAGCUCAUCUGCUGAUGUAACUCCCAAAGGUGAAAAUAAUAUUAUAAAUGAGCAUAUGAAUAAUAAUAAAAUAGAAAAAUAUAAUAAUAGACAAAUGUUUUUAGAUAAUUAUAAAUCAUCAAUACAACAUUAUUUUAGUAACAAUAUAAGAGAUUCAAACUUGUUAAAGAAAGGAAACCAACACGAAAAUAUAUCGAAUGAUAUAAAUAAUUUAUUAAUAAAAAAAAAAAAUCAAUGUAUAUUUUAUGACAAUAAUGUUAAAUCAAACGAAGAAAAUAUAGGUGAAAAAAAUGGUAAUAAUAAUGAUGAUGCCCAAUUUAUUGAUAAACAUCUAACCGUUGAUACUGAACAUGCAACAACCAUUUUAGAAAAUAAUAUUAAAAAUAAUUAUUCAAAAAAACUUAAAAGUAUUAUGUCAAAUAUAUUGUUUAAAAAUAAUAUAGAUAAAACAAUAGAUGAUGACCACCCUAAUGCUACAAAUAGCGUAAUAAAUAAUUUUGAUAUAUUAGGAUGCAGAAAUUUUGAUGAUUUCAAAAAAAUAAAUGAAAAUGAUGAUAUUAUGGAUUCAAAUCAAAAUGAAUACAAUAAAAAUAAAAUAACUGAUAAUCAUUCAAAUAUUAAUAAAAAUGGAGCUACAGAUCCAAAUGAUAAGUGCUUAGAAUUGUUCAACAGUAUAACUAGCCAUUUCACAUUAUCAAAUAAUUUAAUAAAUAAAAAAAAUAAUAUAGCUAGCGACUAUAAAGAUAUUGGAGACGAAAAGAAAGAAAUUAUAUUAAGUAAUAACACUGAUACUAAUAUUAACUCUGAUAUUUUAAUGCAAUAUAAUAGAUUAUAUAAAGGAAAUGAAAAAUUAGUUAGACAAAAUAGUGUUGAAAGGAAUAUAGAAACACGUGGACAAAAUAUUUCUAUGGCUAGCUAUAUCGAAAAUAAUAAUAGUAAUAAUAUGAACAUGGUCAGGCGAAAUGGAAAUAAUAGUAACAAUAUCUUAAAUACUAACCCCACUAUUAAUAAUAUACACCAUUUUAAAUAUUCAAAUAUAUUUAAAAAUAAUGCUAAUUAUGAAAAUGAUAAUAUGAAAACUCCUAACGAAUCAAAUAUUAUGAACAUACUAGCCGAAUUAAAUAAUAGCCAAAAUAAUUCAAAAAAUAUACGAAAUGAAACAUCGAAUAUGGAGUCUUUACCACAUACUGUUGAUAAUUUGUCACACAUUAAUAAUAGAAAUUCUCAUACUAAUUUUGAUAUUUUAAAUAGAGAUAAUGCACAAAUAAUUCCAGAACAAAGAAAAAUAAACGAUAAUAUUAGAAAUUCUAAUGGCUCACCAAGGUCAAAUAUUAACAUGAACGAGUCAGGUAUUAUAAUGGAUGCAAUCGGAACAAAUCAUGCUAACUAUAAUAACAUAUAUGAUAAUAAUACUAAUUCAUAUAUUUUCAAAAAAAAUUUUGGAAUUAAUUCACAAACAAAUUUUGAAAAAGAAGAAAACCAACACAUAAAUGCUAAUGACCAUAUAAAACAAAGAAAUUUUAUACAAACUAAAGAUUUAAUAAACAGUGAUAAUAUAGGAAAUGGAAAUGAAAAUAUUAGAAGAAUACCAUGUAAUGAAAUAAAUAUAAAUAAUUUUAAUAGAAGUUUAAAUAAAGGACAUAUAAAUAAAUACACUAGUUCUUGUUCGGAUAUUAAAAAUAUAUACCAAGAAUAUGAUGAUUAUAUAAAUAAUAAAUAUGAGCAAAUAAAUUCUAAUCCCAUAACACAAAAAUAUUUAAGCAAAACUUUUUCUAAUUUAGAUGUAAUACACAAAUAUAAAGAUUCAGAUGAAGAUUCCCAUCAAAUACCAUGUAUGAUUGUAAACCAAAGAAAUGAAAUGAUAAAUACAAAUACAGAUAACAAUGAUAAUGAACAAAAUUAUAGAAACAAUAGCAGUAGCAGCCUUCACAGUAACAGUGGUUAUUCUUAUAUGAAUCAAAAAAAUAGUAAAAUAAACAUAACGCAAGAUGAAAACAUAUUAAAAACUCCAAUUGCAAAUAAUACUUUAUUUAACGGACCAAAUAACAACACACCAAAUAUGAACCAAAAUUUUGGUAUUAACAAUUUCCCACUAUAUAUGAAUAAAAAUAUGAUUGAUUUUAGUGUAAAUAAAAAUUUCGAUUUUAAAAAUAAUAAAGAUAUAUAUAUGAAUACUAAUGGACAUAUUUUUUUUCAAAAUCCAAACAAUGAUGUGAAUCCAAAUAGAUAUAUUGAUAUUAACUGUGGUAAUAACACCGUUUAUAAAAAAACAAACUCCAAUGUAAAUACAAAUUAUUUACCAUUUAAAGAUACACGAAUAGAUGCCCAUGACGAUUAUUUAUUAAGUAGACAAAUAUAUAAAGAUUUAAACAUACAAAAUGAAAAAAGUAUUAAUAACAAUAAAAAUACCCCCCUCCAUAAUUCUAAUUUAAAUUUGGUUACAAAUCCAAUUGAACAUGAUGAUAGAAACAAUAGUAGCACAAAAGUUGCUGAUGAAGAUGAAAAUAAAAAUGAACAAAACAAGUAA
Plasmodium berghei ANKA is the source of this 28671-nucleotide messenger RNA. Its product is annotated as RNA pseudouridylate synthase, putative. The record is from RefSeq and is a predicted model, not a curated record. Lineage: Eukaryota; Apicomplexa; Aconoidasida; Haemosporida; Plasmodiidae. Gene Ontology annotation, biological process: pseudouridine synthesis. Gene Ontology annotation, molecular function: pseudouridine synthase activity; protein binding; RNA binding. The transcript has 2 exons. Bases 1 to 28671 code for a protein of 9556 amino acids.